AUGAAUUUUGCCAUUCUUACACCGUUAUUUUCACCUUUUUAUCGCCGGAAGUGGGUUCCGAAGUAUCGCAUCCGCUUCUGUCGUCGCACCUUCUGGGCUGGCGCCGUGGCGGGAGAAACAGCCGUGGAGGUGCCAGCAGAAACUUCCACAGGCGGCUUCACCCACUUCUUGGUCUACGCCUCAUCCGCGCUGGCGGAGCAGAGCACACCUGCAUGGCUCAGCAUCAACGACCGCCACGCCAGCGUCUCGAGUUUGCAGUUCGAGGACUUGGACCUGGAUCCUGGGGAGUUGGGUGGCCCUCUGAGUUGGGUGCCGGUCUAUGAUGUUGCCGCCAUCGCCAUGUACAACAUCUACCUGGCCACCGACUACUUCGGUAGCAACAGGCAAUUCCUGCUGUCCAGCACGAAGCCUGGAGCCGAUGUUCCGCCGGAGACGGCCCUCGGGAGUUUCAGCCAUCUGGUGAUCUACACCUCGUCGUCCUUAGCCGAGCAGAGCACUCCUGUGUCCUUUUUGCUGUCAGACGCCUUUGCCAUCGUGGCCAACCUGUUGGGCGCCGCAGAGACGAAACAUGUUCUCCGGGUGGGUGAGAAGUACCCGAAUUGGUCUUUGGUGGAUCUGGAUUUGGAUGAAACCGAUCUGGGAGGCACCUUAGAAUGGGAUGAACCCUUGGAGACUGCCAAGGUCACUCACUACAUGAUCUACUUCAUGAACGCCAACAACACCAAUGAAUCAGACACUCGCGACUUGGCACCACGUCGGGGUGCCUAUUUCGCCAACGUCUCUGUGGGUGUUGAUACGUUGCCAGUGCCACCUGAGACGACAUUGAGAGGCUAUGGCGGGUUAUCAGAGACCACCCACGUGGGCAUCUACACGUUGUCCACGUUGGUGGAGCAAAGCACACCGGCGAUACUGGAGAUCGUGGACGCCUACGCCACGGUGAUGGGCACCUUCUUCGUGGAUAAGGACUUGGAUGCCUUGGAAUUGGGCGGCCGAAUCAACUGGCAGUACCCCAGCGAUGUGUCCCGGGUGACCAACUACAACAUCUACCUGGCGCAAAGCAUGGAUGGCUUGAACCGUUCCCAACGUGGCAAUGUGGCAGGAGUAGACUUCCUGGACAUUCCGCCUGACACCGCCUUGGAGUCCUACUCGCACGUCUUGGUCUACACGGAGUCGUCGCUGGUCGAGCAAACGACACCUGAUGCGUUCCUUCUGAGCGACGCGGCCUCGAGCGUGCAAAACGUGAGCUUUCCCGAUGAGGAUUUGGAUCUGUUAGACCUCGGGGGUCUGUUAGAAUGGCUGGCGCCUGUGGACAUGUCCCAGGUGACUCACUACAUGGUGUACUUUGCAAAGCCCUUGGAAGACCCAGCCGCAUGUGUCAGCACUUACCUGGUGAACGUGACCAAUGACACCGAGCUCGUUGCGGUGAUCUCUGGCUCCAUGUCCUUCCAAUUGGAUGGAGCCUCUGCUGUCCAGGUGGAACAAGCUGUCCGUAGCACCCUGAGCAGUUCCCUCAAUGUGGCGCCGGAUGCCAUCAACGUGGUGAUUGUCAGUGGUGCUCGACGUUUAGAAGAACGACUGUUGGCGCAAAGCUGGACGGUGAGCUUUACCCUGGUGGUGCCCGUUGAUGCGGCCAGCAGUGUCAUCAGCGCAGCCAAUGGACAUAGUGCCAGUCCCAGUGCCUUUGCCAACCUGUUGGCGCCAGAGCUGAUCGCAGCAGGAGUGGCAUCCAGUAGCGUGGCGACGCUGCAGCUUCUGCAGUUCGCGGAGGUGUCGGUGCAGGUCAUCAAUGCAGAUCUGGCCCUGGGUUUGGUGUCGACAGCCACGACCACCACAGCCAACAAUUCCAACACCUCGGACGAUUCCGAUGCGGAUGAGGAUGACAUGCCAACUGUUCGCAGACUCUCAUCCUUGGUCUCCAUGGUGGCUGCGUCUGAUGUGCCGGGCAGUCUCUCCAUCUCCAAGGGCUGGUGCCGGCAGUUCAUCAUCCGCAACCCACCUGGUGAGGACAACGUGACGGUGGUACCUGACACGGCCAUUGGCAACUACACCCACUUCUUGGUCUACACGGCUUCCAGCUUGGUGGAGCAAACCACUCCCGUGGCCCUGGAGAUCUUCGAUGAAUUCGCCAGUGUGUCCAACAUCAGCUUCGUCGAUUUGGAUUUGGAUCUCCAGCAGUUGGGCGGAAACAUCUCCUGGCUGGAACCUUCGCUGACCCGUCGAGUGGAAGAGUAUUUGAUCUACUUGGCAGAAGACACUAUGGGUCUUCAAAGGUCGUUGGUGGAUCGAACAACUCAGGGAAGCACCGCUGUGGCCAUGCCUCCAGAAACAUCCCUGCAGAAUUUCACCUUCCUGCUGAUCGCCACGCGCUCGGCGCUGGUGGAGCAAAGCACGCCCAGCUUCCUGGGACUCGUGGACGAGGCGCCGGUGGUCUUCAACAUCAGCCUGGACGACUUGGACUUAGAUGAAACCGACCUUGGUGGUCGAGUCUCCUGGCAGACCAGUGAUGAUCGCCUGGUGCAGAACUAUGUCUUCUACUUUGCUUCCCCUGGAACCACCAGCUGCAGCGAUGUGUCGGAGGUGGCGACUGUGGCGGUGGUCUUCGGCAGCCUGAGCUUUGCACUCGAGGGGGAAGCAUGGCAGGUGGACAGCGCAACGAGGGCCGCCUUGGCAGCGGCCCUGAAGGUGGCACCAGAGCAAUUGGCGGUGCGGCUGAGGGAUACCUCGCGGCGACUCUAUGAAUCUCGCUUGCUGCCUGUUUGGCACUUGGAAUUCCAGGUGCUUCUGCCUCCCUGGACAGAACUGGAUGGCGAUGUGGUGAAGAAAUUGCAGAGCAAGGAGCACCCGCUGCUGGCUUCGGCGAAAGAUCUCCUUCUGACCACUGAGCGCGUCCAGCAGGUAGCAGUUGAUACCGCACGAGAGAUGUUGAAGCUGCUAGACCCGUGGGACAGUCCCGCUUCGUCGGAGCGUCGCUUGACGGCGUCGCAGGAAGGCGGCGCGGCGCUGUGCCGAUCUAUGCUGAAGACGGUGCCGGUUCCUGCCAGCCAGUUCGACCUAGCACCGGAGCAAUCGAGUUUGGUGGAACAGACCACACCCUUCGCGCAUGUCAUUGUGGAUGUCUUUGUGGGGACGUGUUUCAUCGAUGCAGCCCAGGCGAGCGUCUCUCAGAUUCAGUUCCUGGAUCUGGACUUGGACUUGGAUCAAUACGGCGGUACCAUCUCCUGGUCCGAACCUUCUGAUCUGGCAGCGGUGCAAAUCUAUCGGCUCUACUUCAACAACUCGGCAGGCCGUCUGGCCAUCGGCAGUGCCUCUCCUGGCAGCAGCAGCUUCGCGCUGCCGGCGGAGAUGGGCUAUGAAGGAGGCGAGAUCCUGAUCUACACAGCCUCCAGCCUGGUGGAACAAAGUACCCCAACUACGGCGGAGCUAUCGGAUACGCUGGCAGUCAUCGGCAACGCCACCUUCCCGGACUUCGAUUUGGACGCCACGGACCUGGGAGGAACGCUCCAAUGGGAGCCGCCCAACCGGGACGUGUCCAAGGUUUCGCAUUACAUGAUCUACAUGGCGAGGUACUUUGAGAACGGCACCGGUUCGUGCGACGAUGGAACUGCUGUGAAUCUGGCGGCCUCCAUCAGUGGUUCCGUGACCCUGCAGCUGCCAGGGGUGGAGGAGAGCCAGGUGGAAACUGCCGUGCGCGCCACAUUGCUGGCGGCAUUUCCAGGUCUGAACUCAGAUGCCCUGCUGAUCAGCGUGGUCCUGGUGACGGGUCGCCGUCGUCUUGAAGCUGUGGAAGGCCGUCGCUUGUCGAGCUUGUGGGAUGUGUCCUAUCAGGCCACCCUGCCCUUGGUGAAUGUGGUUGCUGCCACCAGCACUGCGAAUGCCUUCAGCGAAGACGUGGCGUCCUUUGCUGAGCUCUUGAAGCCGGAACUGCUGGCGGUGGGCGUUCCCAGCGCAGUGCUGGACAGUGGCUUUAGCGUGAUGUCGUUUUCGCGCCUUGCCAUGGACAUCGUUGACAGCACAUACCUGGCAGCACACUUUGCAGAUCUGAUGGCUGCUGCGAAUCAAAGCGACACCUCAGACGAUGAGGAGUACAGCGAUGGUGUUGGCAACUCCUCCAGACGGCUGAUUGCCGAAGGUCGUCGCUUGGACUAUGUGGGCUCCAUUUUCUCGGUGAGUCUCAGCUGGUGCCGGCGUUUGGCAGGAACUGCUCCGCUGGGCAGCAACAGCAUGACGGUUCCGCCGGAGACGGCUUUGGGCAACUACAGCCACUACCUGAUCUACGCCGCGUCCUCCCUGGCAGAGCAAAGCUACCCCCUGGCGCUGCUGAUCGAUGACAGCGACGCCAGUGUCUCUUCCAUUCGCUUCCAUGGGCAGGACCUGGACUUCUACGACUUGGGUGGUGACUUAACCUGGCUGCCGCCCAACGACACGGAGCGGCUGAAUGCCUAUUUGGUGUACCUGGCGGAAGGUGCCACCGGUCUGGGCAGAUCGCAAUUGGGCUCUGCACUGGCACCGCAGGUGCUGAAGCUGCACGUACCCAGCAACACCGCCAGAGAGAACUUCACCCACUUCACCGUCUACACCCGUUCCGUCCUGGUGGAACAGACCACUCCGGCCUUCCUAGCGAUUGCGGACGAAGCCUCGCGGGCCAACAAUGUGUCCUUCACCGACGAUGACUUGGAUCCUGGGGAGAUCGGUGGCAACCUGACGUGGGUGGAACCGGAGGACUACAGUGAGGUCUUAGACUAUGUGAUCUACAUGGCCGAGGAUCGGUUUGGCACCAACCGAAGCCUCUUGGGCAACGUGAGCUUUGACACGUAUAGUUUCUUGGUGCCAGAGAACACACCACUGCUGCGGCACACGCAUUUGCUGGUCUAUGCUCGUUCGGCCUUGGAAGAGCAGACGACCCCGGCCUCGGUGGUGAUUGUUGAAACGCUGGCCAUCGUUAGCAACGUCUCGUUCCUGGAUCUGGACUUGGACGCCAACGACCUGGGCGGCCGCGUGACCUGGGACCGGAGCACUGCGGCCUCGGAGCGCGUGCGGAGCUUCGUGGUCUACCUGGCCGAGUCGUUCAUGCCUGUGGCAGGCCGCUUCGAACUCAGUGAGCUGAGUUCCAACGUGGAGACCUUGGACGUGGCACCCGAGACGCCACUGAGGAAUUUCUCGUAUCUCUUGGUGCCUUGGUGCUGGAUUGGCCAAUGGGUCUUCGCCAAAUCGGCCCUGGCGGAGCAAACGACGCCGGCGGCCGUGGCGUUGGAGGAUCAGGCGGCCUCGGCCUCGAGUGUUGCCUUCUACGACCGCGACCUGGAUGAGGGCGACAUUGGGGGCGUGCUGCAGCAGUGGCUGGCACCUCUUGAUGCCUCCCUGGUGCAGUUCUAUGAAGUCUACUUGGCCAAUGGGACCUUCAACCACUGGAACAGACAGCAUCAGAGCACCAUUCCUGUGACGCAGCAAAGUUUGGACAUCCCUGCGGAAACCACGCUGACGCUUGACGUGUCGGGUGGUCUGCUGACCAAUGUGCUGGUCUACACCAGGUCCACCUUGGUGGAGCAAAGUACACCCAGCAGCCACGUCAUCGUGGACGAGUUCGCCAGCGUCUCCAACGUCCUCUUCACAGAUUUAGACCUAGACCCUGCAGAGCUGGGGGGUGUGGUGUCAUGGGCCCCUCCACCGCUGCAGCUGGUGCAGAGCGUCCAUCUCUACCUGGCUGACUCCGCGGAUGGCCGCGGAUAUCGCUCCCAAGUGGAGCAGGGCGUCAUCGCAUCUCGCUGGAGCGAAGCGUUUAUGAUGGCCAAUGACACCGACCUGGACCUUCUCUACGACACACAGAAGGAGAACUUCACCCACCUGGUGGUCUAUACCAGGUCUAGUCUGGUAGAGCAGACCACACCGGUGGCACGGUCGUUGUCGGAUGUCGCGGCCAUGGCAGCGUGAUGAAAUAUGUCUCCAACGUCAGCUUUUUGGACUACGACUUGGACCUGGGAGAGCUGGGAGGUCCCAUUUCGUGGGACGGCAGCGAUGUGGCGGAAGUGACAAGCUACGUGGUCUAUGUGGCCCGCGCGGCACCAGUCGUGGGUGAGGCGCGUUUCUGCCAACAGCCCUGGGAGUCUUCCCGUGCCACCACAGCAGUGGUGGCGAUGCCCU
Messenger RNA from Cladocopium goreaui, 6138 nucleotides. Lineage: Eukaryota; Dinophyceae; Suessiales; Symbiodiniaceae. The record is from the annotation of a GenBank genome assembly.